Grus americana (Whooping crane) is the source of this 1640-nucleotide messenger RNA. RefSeq names its product RUS family member 1 (gene RUSF1). The transcript has 14 exons. The coding region runs from base 1 to 1515 and encodes 504 amino acids. The record is from RefSeq and is a predicted model, not a curated record. NCBI's taxonomy places the organism in Eukaryota, Metazoa, Chordata, Aves, Gruiformes, Gruidae.
AUGGAGCUGCCGGAGGGUAUCGGGACCCCCCCACCCCCUCCCGGGACCCCCCCCCGUUCCCCCUCAGGGUCCCCCCCGCCCCCCCCGCUCUGCCGGGAGCUGUGGGGUUCCCGUGAAGCCGCUCGUUACCAAGGGGACCCCCGGGGGGGGCUCCAGCGCCUCAUCCCCCCCGGUGUCUGCCCGCCCUCCGGCCUGCGCCGCGCUGCCGCUCGGGUGCUGCUGCCCCAGGGGUACCCCGAGAGCGUCAGCCCCGAUUACCUGCAGUACCAGUGCUGGGACGCCCUGCAGGCGCUGUGCAGCACGCUGGCGGGGGCUCUGGCCACCCGGGCCGUGCUCCAGGCCGUGGGGGUGGGUGACAGCGCCGCCACCGUCACCGGGGCCACCGUCACCUGGGUGCUGCGCGACGGGGUGGGGAUAGUGACCCGCAUCACCUUCGCCUGGAUCCAGGGGAGCCGCCUGGACUGUGAGGCCAAGCAGUGGCGGCUGGCCGCCGACGCGCUGAACGACGCCGCGUUGGUGCUGGAGCUGCUGGCGCCCGCCUGGCCCCGCGCUGGCCCCGCCCUCCUGGCGCUGGCGGCCGCUGCCAAGUGCAUUGUGGGAGUGGCGGGCGGGGCCACGCGGGCGGCGCUGGCCGUGCACCAGGCGCGGAGGGACAACGUGGCCGACGUGGCCGCCAAGGACGGCAGCCAGGAGACGCUGGUGAACGGGCUGGGGCUGGCGCUGGCGCUGCUGCUGCUGCCGCUGCUGGAGGGGCGGCCAUGGCUGACGUGGGGGGCGGUGCUGCUGCUGCUGGGCACCCACCUGGGCGCCAACCUGGGGGCGGUGGGGACCCUGCGCCUGCCCACCCUCAACAGACCCCGCCUCCGCCUGGCGCUGGGCGGGGCCCUGAGGGGCGGGGCCGCGGGGGGAGGGGCCGCGGGGGGAGGGGCCGGCCAACCCCACCCAACCGCAGGGGGCGGAGUCACCGACGUCACCGUCCCCGGGCCCGAGGACGUCAACCCCCGCGAACCCCUGCUGCCCGGCUUCAGCACCCGCCUCAGCCUCCACCUGGGUGCCCCCCUGCACCGGCUGGUCAGCAGCGAGGCGGAGCUGCGGAAGGCGCUGGAGUGCGGCACCGACGAUUACAUCAUCGUGCUGCGCCCUUCCCGAGGCUGGGUGGGGGUGGGGCUGCGACGGGGGGCCCCCCCCGACACCCCCUUGCGCGCCUGCGCCCACGCGCUGCUGCUGGAGGAGCUGUUGGGUGCCGACCUGCCCCCGGGGGCACCCAUGGGUGCUGCCCUGCGCCCGCUGCAGCACCGCCUGCGCCGCUGCCCGCCGGGCUCGGUGCCCUGGGGGGUCGUGGCCGAGAGCUCCCGCCUCUGGCGCACGCUGGGCCCCGCCUUCCUGCGCGGGCUGGAGGCCGCCGGUUGGGAGACGCAGCGACACCUCCUGGCCCCCGACGAAUGGCAGCUCGACUGGGCGGGGCCGGGGGGCGGGGUCGAGGAGAAGCCCCGCCCCUUGCCCCGCCCCCAAUAACCGGACCAGGGAGGGGGGGGGAGGGGCCAAACCCCACCGGUUUUCGCCAACGGGUCCAAAAAACAACCCCCAAAAAAACCAAAAACCACCCAAAAAAUUCAGUAUUUUGGGGUUGUUGGUAGAAA